Messenger RNA from Dibothriocephalus latus, 331 nucleotides. The record is from the annotation of a GenBank genome assembly. Lineage: Eukaryota; Metazoa; Platyhelminthes; Cestoda; Diphyllobothriidea; Diphyllobothriidae.
AAGGGAGCCGCCGCCGCUGCUGCCGCCGGCCCAACCAAGCUCACAGUUCCUGCAGCUGACCUGCUGGAUUCAUGGGCCUCCUCCUCUGAACUGCAGUGCUCGGAGAAGAUGCCACCUCUCAGGAGAUCUCGAUCGCCCGCUUCGAAACCGCCUGUGCCUUCUGGGGGGCCAAAAGUUUGAUUUCAUCGAUAGCAGUCAUGCGCGAGACCUGUUCCAUAUCAUCAUCAUCAUCAUAAUCAUCAUCAUCACCAGCAGUCCCCUUACUCCCCCCCCCGAUGAACUCUACCAUAUACAUAUCUGUGAUAAUCUAAUAAUUUUUCCCAGCUUCUGA